Molecule: messenger RNA, 1806 nt
Organism: Lactuca sativa (garden lettuce)
Lineage: Eukaryota; Viridiplantae; Streptophyta; Magnoliopsida; Asterales; Asteraceae
Source: RefSeq, a predicted model, not a curated record
AUGGCUAGAUCUUUUUGGGGUAAUUCUUCUUUUAUGCAUGCUUUCUCUCCUUCUCGUGGAGCUUCUAGGGGUAUUCUAGCUAUUUGGGAUGUGGAUUUGAUUUCUCAUAAUCAUUUUUCCGUUCAUGAAGGCUUUGUUGUUAUUGAAGCGGUUUGGGUUCGUUCGGGUCUCCAAGGGAACCUUAUUGUUGUUUAUGCUCCGCAAGGGUUAAGUAAAAAAAGACUUCUUUGGAUUGAUAUUUAUAAUUUUAUAUCUAAUUCGUUGGGGGAAUGCAUCAUUAUGGGUGAUUUCAAUGAAGUUAGGGAUGAAUCCGAGAGAAUACGGUCUAAAUUCUAUGCAUCUACUGCAAGAGUUUUUAAUGAUUUUAUUAACCCUCUCAACCAGGUGGAUGUUCCUUUGGGUGGUCCUAGAUUUACUUGGAGCGAUAAAUGGGGUUCCAAAUUUAGCAAGCUUGAUAGAUUUUUGGUUACGGAGGGUUUUUUGGAUUCUUUUCCUCACCUGUCAGCUAUGGUCUUGGACAAGAAUAUUCCUGAUUCUUCUAUUGGAGCAUCGGUGGAUUAUGGUCUGACACCUUUUCGAAUAUUUCAUUCUUGGUUUGAUAUGGAGGGGUUUGAUGAUAUAGUUCGGGAGUGGAACUCUAAAAACCGGGACAUGGCGGCUAGUAAAAGGAAGAAUUUGCAAGAUUUAGUAGAGUCUAUUGAUAUUAGGCUCAUGGAGGAUGAAGGUUCUGCUAACUUGAGAGAGAAAAGAGUUUCUAUAUUAAAGGAGAUUUCAGAUCUUGACCAUUUAGCUCAAGUUGAUCUUGCUCAAAAAGCUAAAAUUCAGUGGGGCAUCGAAGGGGGUGAAAAUUCUAAAUUUUUCCAUGGUAUGCUUAAUCGUAAAAGGAGACAAAUAGCUAUUCGUGGCUUGACGAUUGAUGGCAUGUGGGUGGAUAAUUCGGUUGAUUACUUGCAAUCUCCUUUUUCCUAUGAAGAGAUUAAAAGGGUUGUUUGGGACUGUGGGUCUAAUAAAGCCCCUGGCCCUGAUGGUUUUACUUUCGGAUUUUUAAAGAGAUAUUGGGAUCUUAUUGCUACUGAUGUUGAGUAUAAAAUUAUUGCCAAACUUCUGGCUAAUCGUCUUGUGGAGGUUAUUCAUAGUGUUGUUAGCCUUGAGCAAUCUGCUUUUAUUAAAGGUAGAAAGAUCCUGGAUGGUCCUUUUCUUCUUAAUGAAUUGGUUGCUUGGAGCAAGUCUUCCAAAAAUCCUCUCAUGUUGCUUAAGGUUGAUUUUGAGAAGGCUUAUGACUCCUUAUCUUGGGAGUACUUAUUGGAAAUCAUGUCCAUUAUGGGAUUUGGGUCUAAGUGGUGUCAGUGGAUUAAGGAGCUUUUGUCGACAGCUAGGGCUUCUGUGUUGAUUAAUGGUUCCCCAACUGAUGAAUUUCAAAUUCAUCGUGAAUUGAGAAAGGGUGAUCCGCUUUCGCAUUUUCUUUUUAUUCUGGCUAUGGAGGGUCUCCAUAUUGCUUUGAUGUGGGCUCGAGCUGGGAAUGCUUUUAGAGGGGUUUCUAUUUCUGGACUGGGAUUUCUCAUAUCCUACAGGAUGUCCAUGGGAUUGGGGGUUAAUACUCUUAGAUGGGGCCCUAGAGGUGGAGUGGAACAGCAGAAAUGGAAUAAUUUUAUUUGCCUUUUGCAGGAUUUCCAACUCAGACCAGUCCCAGAUAGACUGGGUUGGGUUAAUGAUGUGUCAGAUACUUUUUCCAUUUCAUCAGCUCGGAAAUUAUUGGAUGGUUUUACGCUUAGUAACAGAGGUAUUUCUACUCAUUGGAAUAAUUGA